Messenger RNA from Neomonachus schauinslandi (Hawaiian monk seal), 1877 nucleotides. It is a transcript of the gene HYAL2, whose product is annotated as hyaluronidase 2. NCBI's taxonomy places the organism in Eukaryota, Metazoa, Chordata, Mammalia, Carnivora, Phocidae. Gene Ontology annotation, molecular function: hyalurononglucosaminidase activity; hyaluronoglucuronidase activity. The record is from RefSeq and is a predicted model, not a curated record. The transcript has 4 exons. The coding region runs from base 140 to 1558 and encodes 472 amino acids. Gene Ontology annotation, biological process: carbohydrate metabolic process; hyaluronan catabolic process.
GGCAGCAGCUGGUGCGAGUAGCUUAGCUGGAGAGGCUCACGCGGGGAAGGGAGGCCGCCGACCUACUGGGCCCACGGGCUCCCACACAGUUCCUGAGCUGGUGCCAGGCAGGUGACACCGUCUUCCUGCAGCCCCCAGCAUGUGGGCAGGCCUGGGCCCUGCCGUCACACUGGCCCUGGUAUUGGUGGCAUGGGCCACCCAGCUCAAGCCCACAGCGCCACCCAUCUUCACCGGCCGGCCCUUUGUGGUAGCAUGGGAUGUCCCCACACAAGACUGUGGCCCUCGCCUCAAGGUACCACUGGACCUGAAGGCCUUUGAUGUGCAGGCCUCACCUAAUGAGGGUUUUGUGAACCAGAACAUCACCAUCUUCUACCAUGACCGGCUGGGCCUGUAUCCACACUUCAGUUCCGUGGGGAGGUCUGUGCAUGGGGGCGUGCCACAGAAUGGCAGCCUCUGGGCACAUCUGAAGAUGCUGCAGGAGCACGUGGAGCACUACAUCCGUACACAGGAGCCUGCAGGCCUGGCAGUCAUCGACUGGGAGGACUGGCGGCCCGUGUGGGUGCGCAACUGGCAGGACAAGGACGUGUACCGCCAGUCGUCGCGCCAGUUGGUGGCCACUCGCCACCCUGACUGGCCAGCAGACCGUGUGGUCAAGCAGGCGCAGUACGAGUUUGAGUUUGCGGCCCGCCAGUUCAUGCUGGAGACGCUGCGCUUUGUCAAGGCAGUGCGGCCGCGGCACCUCUGGGGCUUCUACCUCUUCCCCGACUGUUACAACCACGACUACGUGCAGAACUGGGACACCUAUACAGGCCGCUGCCCUGAUGUUGAGGUCUCCCGAAACGACCAGCUGGCCUGGCUGUGGGCCGAGAGCACAGCCCUCUUCCCCUCCGUCUACCUGGACGAGACACUGGCGUCCUCCACCCACGGCCGCAACUUUGUCAGCUUCCGCGUUCAGGAGGCCCUCCGCGUGGCUCACACCCACCACGCCAACCACGCGCUCCCGGUCUACGUCUUCACACGACCCACCUACAGCCGCAGGCUCACAGGGCUCAGCGAGAUGGAUCUCAUCUCCACCAUUGGUGAGAGCGCAGCCCUGGGCGCGGCCGGGGUCAUCCUCUGGGGCGACGCGGGCUACACCACCAGCAAGGAGACCUGCCAGUACCUCAAGGAUUACCUGACGCGGCUGCUGGUCCCCUACGUAGUCAACGUGUCCUGGGCUGCCCAGUAUUGCAGCUGGGCCCAGUGCCAUGGGCACGGGCGCUGUGUACGCCGUGACCCCAGCGCCAGUACCUUCCUGCACCUCAGCGCCAGCAGCUUCCGCCUGGUGCCUAGUCGCGUGCCUGGGGAGCCCCAGCUGCGCCCAGAGGGGGAGCUCAGCUGGGCGGAUCUCAACUACCUGCAGACGCACUUCCGCUGCCAGUGCUACUUAGGCUGGGGGGGCGAGCAGUGCCAGUGGGACCGCACACGGGCAGCUGGCGGUGCCCGUGGGGCCUGCGCUGGGCCCCUCCUCACCGGAUCGCUGGCUGGGGCAGCCCUGGCCCUCACCUGGACUUUGUAGGGGUCUCUCUCCCGGCUGCCGGGCCAGCUGGCCUCUGCCACGAGGGCUCUGCCAGGCAUGUAGGAGCCUGCCCGGGGUGCACAAACUGGAGCUCCGAGGGGGCAGAGCCCCGGGGAUGCCCGGCAGGGUGUCCAUACCAGCUCUCACCCCCCUGUUCUAAGGGGGAGGCAGUUCCCUGAGAGGCCCCUUUUCUCCCUGCCAGAGAGGAAGAGGGGUAUAGCCGGGCCAGAGAGGACCUGACCCUACUCUCCUGCCCCUGGAUAGUUUAUUAUUAUUAUUUUGGGGUCUCUUUUGUAAAUUAAAUAUAAAACACCUGCUU